Messenger RNA from Histoplasma mississippiense, 431 nucleotides. RefSeq lists its product with no specific name. The record is from RefSeq and is a predicted model, not a curated record. The annotation marks the transcript as partial. The transcript is spliced from 2 exons. Lineage: Eukaryota; Fungi; Ascomycota; Eurotiomycetes; Onygenales; Ajellomycetaceae.
AUGGCUACAGGUGCCAGCGGGAUCCCCAGUGCCACGCCACAAAAGCGUACGGCAGCACAGGAUGAGGUGGACAGAUCAUGCCAGAAGGUGCAGUUCCAGCAGGUAUUUGCAUCGCGCAAGGGCUCCCACUACAUACAGAUCCAGACUAAGGAGACUACUGAGCACACCGGCACGCCAGACCAGAACAGAGCCAGCCAUGUCAUUGAUGAGCUGGAGCGGUUUUACCGGGAACAGCAACGGCAGACCAGCAAUGUCAUCCAGGCCGGGGAGCACGAUGAAGCCAACCCAUGGCUGCGGCGGACCAGAUGGCCGGUGUACUUGACCAACAUCGCACCCAAUGAUCUGGUCAACUGCGUGCAGCGGCUCGAGGAUGACACCACGUGCCCAGAUGAAACUGGCCGCGAGGGCCAUCGGGGAGGCCAUGGGGUCAG